Molecule: messenger RNA, 1430 nt
Organism: Bursaphelenchus okinawaensis
Lineage: Eukaryota; Metazoa; Nematoda; Chromadorea; Rhabditida; Aphelenchoididae
Source: the annotation of a GenBank genome assembly
AUGCAGGUCAAUCCCGAGCUCAGGCUAACCCUCAAGGACAGUCCAAUCCAUGUGUUCGAUAGGACUUUGUUCAAAUGGGUUCUACCGAGGAAGAAUCCCGGCUUCGAACAGCUGAUUAACCAGUUGGGCAUUGCGGCUUCAAAAGUAAGGCUAUUUCACAGUAUUAUUCUAAAGUUAAAAUUUAAAAAAGUUUUCGAAGUUUAAAAAAUGUUUUAUUUUGCAAUUUAAAAAACGUUACCUUAUUCAGUAUCAUUAACAGUAUUAAUGGUUUAGAAUAAGAACCUGAGAAAGCCUAUCACUACAAUGACAAAGUGUGUCGACUCCAACGAUGACAGUCUAACGGUGUACAUCAGUUGGGAAGAAAAGGAUGGGUAAGGUUUGUUACAGUGUGUAAAAUUAUGUAAAUUUUUUUAAAAAUCUUGGCAUAAAUGAUAUCAAUCUUUCACAUCGAAAACAAUCUUUUAUAGCUGCAUUACUAAAGCUGAGUUUGAACAUUAUUUGCAUUUAUAGUUUAUGAGCAAUUGUAAUAUAUAAUAUUAUGACAACUUUACACUUGAUUUACUUUAGAGCAAUACUAGUACACGGGUUUGUAAAGACAGCGAGGAAGAAGUUGUAUCUUCGUGACAGCAAAGAGUUACCUUACGUUGAGCAUCCGUUGUGUGUCAUGGAUUACUUCUUCGUGGACAACAACCAAGACAAGGCGAUAGAAUUAAUUGAUUUUAUAUUGGAAGUAAGUCAAUGUGCUCUUUAGGCAGAAUCAACUGGGAAAAUUAUCUUGCUUUCUAUUUACUUUUUGACCGCUAGUAAAAUCUUAUUGUUAAGUUUUGUUAUUUGCUAUAAUAGCUUGACGUUUUUGCGUAUUAUACCAUCUGUGUCAUGCAAAUAUAUAUGUUGACAAGUGAUUACGUAUGUAUAGAAGGAACAGACCACGAUACACGAAUGUGCCUUUGAUGAGCCGAGCCAAGAUCUUAAAACUUUACUCGAAUCGCACUACAAUUUAAGUAUUCCGGUACCUCAGGCGAUACAUUUCCUUGUGUACGAAUCCUUCUUCGAUGGCCUCACUUCCGUCGACCAGUCACAACAACAAUACUCGAGUAGUACCACUAGUUCUAGGGCUUCUCCAACUCCCUUAAGUCAUGUAAGUUUAUUUUAUUUUGGUCGGAAAGGUUUUAGAAGUGUUAGUAUUGUUUAAUUUUCGUUAUUUAUUUAUGCUGUUUUCUCAUUUUUGUUAAUUACCAUUACUUUUUGAACCAUUUUGCAUCAAAAAACGUUUCAAGAUAGCUAAUAUGACAUUAUUUCAGAGAUCCACCGACCAAGUGUCAGAUCUCAUCCACCACAAUGUCAGACCCGAACCCACAGUACGAGCUGCUCCAGAUACCCCUCAGGGCAGAAAGUUCACGCGGGACUUUGGCCACCACUCAAUUUGGUGA